This is a messenger RNA of Haliotis rubra (blacklip abalone), 1549 nucleotides long. RefSeq names its product heparanase-like. The coding region runs from base 316 to 1500 and encodes 394 amino acids. Gene Ontology annotation, molecular function: hydrolase activity, acting on glycosyl bonds. Gene Ontology annotation, cellular component: membrane; extracellular matrix. The record is from RefSeq and is a predicted model, not a curated record. The transcript is spliced from 11 exons. Lineage: Eukaryota; Metazoa; Mollusca; Gastropoda; Lepetellida; Haliotidae.
CUUUGAAACCAAGAUAUGAGAUAGAACACAUCCGCACUCUGUAAUGGUCAGAAUAUUCAACGACAUGAUCUUCUUGUAUUUAUUUGGACUGGCGUGGAUACAGCCGUUUACCGUGUCCCUGCACACCGAACAUGUCAGGGUAAAAACUGACCACGUGUUGCAGGUGAUAGAUGACAUGUUUGUUGGCGUCACCAUCGACAGCAGUCAACUCAAGAGCAAUUUUAAGUACUACAAUGUCAGCUCUCCCAAAGUGCUGGCCCUUUGAAAGCUUUAGCACCUGCGUAUCUGAGAGUCGGGGGCACAUCAGGGGACUACAUGGUGUUCGACCCGACUCACUAUAUAGCUACUGGCCAGCAGUUUCAACUCCAAGCAAAGACCUGGGAUGAUCUCAACAUGUUUCUUCAUAAGACUGGGUUCAAGCUAGUGAUUGGUCUCAACGUCAUGCUUCGUGACGGAACAAGAUGGAACCCAUCAAAUGCAAAGCUGUUGCUCAAAUAUUCCUCUGACAAAGGGUAUCCCUUUGCAGGGAUUGAACUUGGAAAUGAACCGAACUUGUUUUGCCAACAUUGGAACACAACCGUCAGUGAUGUUCAGCUUGGAAGGGACUACAAGGAGCUGAAACAAGUUGUCCAAAGAAAUCCCUAUAAGUCCAGUCUCAUCCUUGGACCUGACAUAGCUGGGUAUAAAGACAAGUUUAUAAACAACUUCCUGUCCAAUGGUGGAGUCAGUGUCCUAGACGUCCUGACCAUCCAUCAUUACUAUUUUAAUGGACAAACCGCCAAACUGGAAGACUUUUCUAAAUCUUCCAUAAUGGAUAAGCUUAUAUCUGAACUACACACAGUCGCGGGGAUUGUCCGAAACCAUCACGGUCUGGUGGCGUGGCUUGGGGAGACUUCUUCUGGCUAUGGCGGCGGCACUCCUGGCAUAGGCGAUAGAUAUGUGGCAGGCAAUCUAUGGCUUGAUAAACUUGGUGCAUCAGCAAAAUAUGGUUUAAAAGGGGUCCUGCGUCAGGGAUUCUUCGGAGGUCAUUAUUCACUUCUUGACAGCAACAGCGACCCCAAUCCUGACUAUUGGUUGACGCUUCUAUACAGGAGACUUGUUGGCAACAAAGUAUUUGAUAUUCCAUCCUCAUCGGACAACAUCCGACUGUAUGCCCACUGUACGAAGCUUAACAAUGUGUAUAACUACGAGCCUGGAAGCAUCACAGUGUAUGCUCUCAAUCUAAAUACAGCUCCCGUAAUCCUGACCAUAUCGGAUCUGCACGGCCGAUCCGCAGACGCAUUCUGGCUGACUCCAGAGGGAGGAGACUUGAAGUCACAAAAAGUACGGUUAAAUGGCAAAACCUUGGAACUUGUCAACAACCAAAUACCACAGAUGACACCCAGACAUCUGGGAAACAGGCAGAUGACAGUACCUGGAAACACCUUUGGCUUCAUCGUUAUCCCCGACGCCAACAUAGCGGCAUGCCAAUCACAAGGCCACGGUACUAUUAUCGGAUAGGUAUACCAACAUUCUGUUAUUUAAAGGUUUGCUAAAUGUUCUAGAUGAU